Molecule: messenger RNA, 2669 nt
Organism: Trichomycterus rosablanca
Lineage: Eukaryota; Metazoa; Chordata; Actinopteri; Siluriformes; Trichomycteridae
Gene: eps8l2
Product: EPS8 signaling adaptor L2
Exons: 21
Coding region: 118-2151 (677 amino acids)
Biological process (GO): regulation of Rho protein signal transduction; positive regulation of ruffle assembly; Rho protein signal transduction
Cellular component (GO): ruffle membrane; plasma membrane; vesicle
Molecular function (GO): actin binding
Source: RefSeq, a predicted model, not a curated record
GCAAGAAAUGUUCACUUAACCUGCUGGGUUUUAUCAUUAUAGUUGUAUUUGUAUGGUCAAAUAAACCAAGUGGAAUAAAGAACUACUGUUCCUGUUUUGGUGGAUGACGUGAACCUCAUGGAGCACCCAGCACAGCAGACCAAUGGGGUGGCCAGAUCUGAUAGCAAGAUCAGCGCCAAAGCUUUAUUCGAGCAACGCAAGAAAUACUCGAACUCCAACUUCAUCAUGCAUGAGACGUCUCAGUACCACGUCCAGCAUUUAUCCACAUUCAUAAUGGACAAGACAGAGUCCAUAGCCACAGUGGAUGAUGCAAUAAAGAAACUCAUCCUCUUGGAUUCUAAAGAUAAAAUCUGGACACAGGAGAUGCUGCUGCAAGUCAGCGACACAUCCAUCAAGCUUCUAGACUGUGACACAAUGGAAGAGUUGGAGAACUUCUCUCUCGCUACUGUACUUCACAGUCAAACAGUACUGAAUAAGACCAGGUACCCGUCUGUGCUGCUGAUGGUCUGCCAGGAUAGCGAGCAGCACCGACCAGACAUACACUUCUUCUGUUGUGAUGAAGUGGAGGCAGAGAUUGUGCAUGCAGACAUUGACAGUGCUUUGGGAGAUAAUAAAAAUGGCAAGAAGAUGAGACCUCAGACACUUAAGAUGAACCAGGAGAAAAUGAAACGGCACCGGGAAACGAUCCUUCCACCUUCAGAGCCAAAAGGUCCUGCUUAUGGAGUUAAGGGUCGUGUGGCAGCUAUGGAAAUAAAAAAUAUAGAGCAACGUAAUUCAGCAUCACAGGACGCAGAGUCCCAUGAAAAACUUGCCCAGGGUAUUGAGAAGGAAGUGCAAAUCUUAAACUGUGCUCUGGACGACAUCGAGAUCUUUGUGGCACGGGUACAAAAAGCCGCUGAAGCUUUUGCCCAGCUUAACCAGCGUAAUAAAAGCAGGAAAAAUAAGAAAAGAGGACCAGCAGAGGGAAUGUUGACUCUACGAGCUAAACCUCCAUCUGAGAAGGAGUUCACUGACUGCCUCCAGAAACUCAAGCUCUGUUUUAAUCUGUUGGCCAAACUGGAGAAACACAUUCAGAAUCCCACCGCAUCAGAACUCGUCCACUUCCUGUUUGGACCCCUUGAGUUGGUGUUGCAGCGCUGUGGUAGCCCUGACCUGCCUCGCUCAGUCACCUCUCCACACUUGUCUCGGGAGGCAGUGGACUUUCUGAGAGGACACCUGACUCCUAAAGAGAUGACCAUCUUUGAGCUACUGGGGGAAUUCUGGACCCGACCAAGAUCCGAUUGGCCAAGGGACCAGUGUGCUGCUCUGUAUAUCCCACAAUUCCGUAAUGGCUGGGAACCUCCAGCAGAACUCUUCCGCACAGCUCCGUGGGAGACAGAGUGUUUGGCCACAUCCCCCAUAACAUUAGAAAACAGGAAGGAAGAGUUCUUCGACUCCAAGUCCCCUCUGUCAUCAAAUGGAUCUGCGUCUUCCUCCAAACAUGUCAAAUAUGUCAAGAUCUGCUACCACUUCGUAGCUCGUAAUGCCAAUGAGCUCUCUGUUCUUCAGGAUGAGAUAUUAGAGGUAAUUGAAGAUGAUACGCAGUGGUGGAAGUUAAGGAACAGGAGUGGACAAGUUGGGUAUGUUCCCUUCAACCACCUAGAUGUAGUUACACCAAAGGAUCUUCGUAGUGUGGAUGCGAUGUACAGCCCGCUGUAUACAUCUCCAUCUAGUUCCUUGAUGAGAGGGAACAGUUUUGAAAAAUCACCAAGGGAUAAAGACUACCGCAGUCAGCAGAUGGAUGAAGUAAACGAUGAGCUCCUAAAAAAGAUAACCUCUCACAAGAAUCAGCCAGUACGCAACUUUAAAGUGGAGCGCCACUCCAGUGCCUCUAUCCCCCUCCGAUUUGAUUCUUCCUCUGCCGUGGUCACUGUCUGGCUUCAAUCUAAAGGUUUCUCUAAAGCGACUGUGGACUGCUUGGGUAUUUUAAGCGGUGCUCAGUUGUUUUCCCUGAAUAAGGAAGAGCUGAAGGCAGUGUGUGGAGAUGAAGGGGCACGCGUCUACAGCCAGAUUACUGUGCAGAAAGCCCAGCUAGAGAAAAGCCAGGGAGACUCAGAACUGCAGGAGAUCAUGAGGAAACAGCAGGAGAAAAUCGCCUCUGCCUCCACCUGAUCAUUAUUGCUUUAGGAACUGUCAUACAGACUGCCUUCAAGCUUCUUGUGUAAAUCUUUAAUAACAGUAAAUAACAAUAUUAAAAAAAGGUUUUGAGGAAGUGAUUAAUGUUGUUCUAUUAACUGUAUGACCACACACUACAAUCUUGUAUAUGCAUUAAAUUCAUGUAUUUAUUUUGUUUUUAGAAAAGGCUUUGCUCCUUAUAGAUUAAUUGCUUAUUAAUACAUAUCUAUGAUGAGACCAUACAUGAGCUUAACAUUCUGUAUAAAAUAUGUUUUAAAAAAAUGCCCGCACUCAAAUUGUCAAUACUGUUCAAAAUGAUUUUUUAGCAGUUUAAAUGUUCUGCUGUUGCAUCUCACAGACUUUUUUUUAUCAGAUAUUACCGUCAUUGUCAUGUGAAUCUUUAAUCUUCAAAAAUUAUUAAAUGUAAAUAAUUCCAUAUUCAAUGCAAUGUUCAAGUGCUAAUUUUUGUCAUGAAAGAUGGAUUCAAAAACAAAAUAAAUUCAGCUGUCACUUGA